Molecule: messenger RNA, 653 nt
Organism: Ilyonectria robusta
Lineage: Eukaryota; Fungi; Ascomycota; Sordariomycetes; Hypocreales; Nectriaceae
Exons: 3
Coding region: 189-527 (112 amino acids)
Biological process (GO): Mo-molybdopterin cofactor biosynthetic process
Cellular component (GO): cytosol
Source: RefSeq, a predicted model, not a curated record
UUCCUAUCCCGUCCGCAUCCUGCGAGACGCCGUGAACCGAAUUUCCCUGGAAGUCCAGGGUACUCAUUGAUGCCCCGGUCACGUGAAAAUGAAUACCUUCAAAUUCGGCGGGGCGGAGGACAAGCUCUUUUUCUUCCUCUCCGUCAACUAACGAACACGCAGGCUUCUGCAAACAACAUCUUCUUUGCAUGUAUUACCUGAAACAUACAUUGAUAAGUUUUAGACAGAUCACCACCGCGAUGGCGUCGGCAGCGAAGCCCCCUCCAGGUCACUUCAACAUCCUCUACUUUGCCAGCGCCGGUUCCUAUACCGGUAAAGACCACGAAGCCCUUCCCGCGACGCUUCCCCUCCGGAAUCUCUUCGCCGAACUGGAGUCGCGGUAUCCCGGCAUAAAGGCCAAGGUGCUUGACUCUUGCCUGGUUACCGUCAAUCUUGACUAUGUAGACGUGUCUGAAGAGGGUGCCGACGAUACCGUAAUCCAGGAAGCGGACGAGGUGGCCAUAAUUCCACCUGUAAGCUCUGGCUAGAGUGUUGAUGGGAGUGUCAAUGCAUUAAAUGAUUGUCCAUGCGUCCGUGUCAGCCGCUUCCUAGCCAGUCGUAAGAGCCCCCGUAGCUGCGAUGGGCUCUGAUCCCGCGCAGAUGUCACCUUUACG